UGUAUGGGGGGUGGGGGGCAAACUGGAGAAGUCCUCAGCCCAUUAUUAUCUGUACCAACCUCGGAGUAUCAACUAAUUAGAAUCAACUCUACCGUACACGUUUUGACAUAACCCGCUUGAACAGUGGUCUUCAGAUUAUGGCCUGUUGGUUCCUGCCGGUCUGAUUUCCACCGCAACCCUUCCGCAUUUUCCUGCCGCUCUCGGGCUGUGACGUGUCGUGCUGACGGCGGCCUCGGAGCUGGAGGAGCGGGGGGCUGUAGCAUGACAAGAUCUGGCUCCAGACGCCCUGCUUUGCUUUCAGCGGAGCUCCAGAAACAACCCUUAACCCCUCCUUCUCUGCUCCUCUCCGGCCCGCCCAAAUAACACAAAAUUCCCGACUGAAUCCUGCCCGAGUCUGGGGGAACCAGGCGGCCUGGGAAGCCGAGAAGCGGACAGAGGCCAUCCCUGCAGCACAAAUCUGCUGUUCAGUAACAAAUGCAGUGCGAGGACAAUGGAUGAGGAUGUCACCAGGCUUGCAAUACAUUCUGAAGAGCCUAAAAUAAUAUUGCACGGAUCGGAUGAGGGUGGUGCUGGCGGGCAGGAGUUUGUUGUGGAGCUUCAAGAGACUGUGUUGGUGUCGGAAGGUGAGGGGGAAGGCAUGGCAGUUCACAGGUUUGCCCCAGACGAGUUAGUCAUCCAGGAUGCUGUUGAGGAUGUGGUUUCUGAGUAUGUACACUGCGAUGAAGAUGAAGAUGUCGCUGUAGAAACCUGCGUGAUGGCUCUGGAGGGCGAGGAGGAAGGUGUUGCCAUGGGAGACAUCCCUGAAGAUGGGCUGGACCCAGAGCAGCAGGACGACGACCAAGAUGGCUGUGGAGAUUAUCUAAUGAUAUCCUUGGACGAAGCAGGUAAAAUGGUGUCCGAGGAUGGAACGGAGGUAACAGUGGAGGGGGCCGUGGAGGACCAGGAAGUGGAGAAGGAUGAGGAUGGGCAGGAGGUCAUCAAGGUCUACAUCUUCAAGGCUGAUUCUGGGGAGGACGACAUGGGAGAAUCGGUUGACAUCAGUGAUGGAGACACAGAGAGUGUGGCAUUAACUGAAUCUUCAGGCCAAACGCUCAGAGAGAAGAUGGUUUACAUGUCUGUCGGGGAUUCGCAUCACAAUCAAGGAAACCAUGGUGGGCCCAAGGUGACUGAUGAGGUAUAUAUGGAGGUGGUGGUAGGAGGUGAAGAGCCAGUUACUCACGACCGCUCGUAUGACAGCGUGUCUCUAAGCAAGGACUUCAUGCCUGUGGCCUGGGCAGCUGCUUAUGGUGCGGACGAUAGCGAGAGUUGUGAAAACCGCAACGGUGCAGCCAGUGCACUGCUGCACAUCGACGAAUCAGACGGGGUGGAUGAGAUCAAUAGACAACGCAACAAAAGCAAGAGACGGUCGGAGCCUCGACAGGUCCAGACAGCCAUCAUCAUUGGUCCGUAUGGUCAGCCUCUGACAGUUUACCCCUGUAUGCUUUGUGGUAAAAAGUUCAAAUCACGAGGCUUCCUGAAACGCCACACCAAGAACCAUCACCAGGAUGUUCUGACCAGGAAAAAGUACCAAUGCACAGACUGUGACUUCACCACCAACAAGAAGGCCAGUCUCCACAACCACAUGGAGGUGCACGCUCUGAGCAGCAAGGCUCCGUUCGAGUGUGAAAUGUGUGGCAAGGAGUUCCACCAGCAGGCGGCGCUGUUCUCUCACAGACUGCAGCAUCACCACCGAGAGCCCAAGAGCCAGCCGCCUCCACCGCCCACCAAGAUGCAUAAAUGCAAGUUCUGUGACUAUGAAACUGCUGAGCAAGGACUGCUCAAUCGGCACUUAUUGGCCGUUCACAGUAAAAGUUUCCCCCACAUCUGCGUGGAAUGUGGAAAAGGCUUUCGACAUCCUUCAGAGUUGAAGAAACACAUGCGCACACACACGGGCGAGAAGCCUUACUCCUGCCUGUACUGCGACUACAAGUCGGCAGAUUCCUCUAAUCUCAAGACACACAUCAAGACUAAGCAUAGCAAAGAGAUGCCAUAUAAGUGUGAGCGCUGUUUCCAGACCUUUGCAGAGGAGGAGGAGUUAAUGCAGCACGGACUGACCCACGAGGAGAAUAAGACCCACCAUUGUGCCCACUGUGAUCACAAAAGUUCCAACUCCAGUGACCUGAAACGCCAUAUCAUAUCUGUUCACACCAAGGACUAUCCACACAAAUGUGCUGUCUGUGGGAAAGGCUUCCACCGGCCGUCUGAACUGAAGAAGCACUCAAUGUCCCACCGCACCAAGAAACUCCAUCAGUGCCGGCACUGCAACUUUAAAAUUGCAGACCCUUUUGUUCUCAGUCGCCAUAUCUUGUCUGUCCACACGAAGGAACAACAGGCCUCUCCUGAAAAGAGUGAGGGUAAGAGGACAGAGACGCACACCCCUGUUGUGACACCUAAGAAGUCUGCACCUAGUGGGUCCAGUGGCUCUGGCCCUCCCGCUAGAGUCAGUGCAGCCAGUUUAGCCAGCAGUGUGACUGUAGUUAUUGGCAAAGGACAGAAAGAACGGAGAAUUUACCAGUGCCAGUACUGUGACUACAGCACCGGGGAUGCCUCGGGUUUCAAGCGACACGUGAUUUCCAUUCACACGAAAGACUACCCGCACCGCUGCGAGAUCUGUUCGAAAGGAUUCCGGCGACCGUCGGAGAAGAACCAGCAUAUCAUGCGCCACCACAAGGACGUGGUGCAGACAGAGUGACUCUGACCGAGCCAAAUACUGUGCCACAGCAUAGAACAAUGUUGAAGCAACCAUCACACCCCAAUCACUGCACCCUCAGCACAACACCUUUCACAUUGAAAUAAUGUGGUGCGUGUGCGUGCUGCACUUAGUCCGUUCUGUUGUUUUGCUCUUUUUUUUUUUUUUUUGACCCUCAGCCUAAUGUUUGUUCAGAAAUGUAUACAUAUGUACAUAACAUUAAUGCUCUGUCAGAGUUAGCAACAGAACCCCCUCUGUAGACUUGCACUUUUAACUGCAUGUCCCUUGCUGGUGACAGUGUGCAUGGCAGAUUGUGCAGAUUGUCUCUUUGUAGAUACACAUUUUUGAUUUUGCAGGCAGCAAUCAGUUCUCGGUCAGAAUGGUCCUAAUUAUUUGUCUCAAAACUGAAGUAUAGUUUGCGAAACGUUUGCGUCAUUUUGUUAAAAUGUACUAAACGCAGCAGUAAGGAUUAGCAACUUGUUCCCAGUAGCACUUGCCAUCUUGGUAAAGAUCAUGAUAAAUGCAGUAAUCAAGUCAUGUAUGGCUAUUGUGGGUGCGUGUGUGUGUGUGAGAGUGUGAGCUGGAGAGUGAGUGACAAGAAAGCAUCUGUUGUGCUUCCUGGUGCUCUGACCCCACCACUCUGUAACAUAAUGCUCUUUGUUGUGUUAACAAAAACACAAGGCCGGCUGUGUACAGCACCCAGAGAACAAAAACCCUAUCAUUCUUAGUUUCAUCAACAGGGGAUCUGCGAACAUUUAAUUAACACAAAAUACACAGUGAAGUAGUGGAUGUGUCAUAGCAGUGAAUAAAAGUUCACAUAUGCACCUGUAUCGCGAUGCGAUCCUUACCCCACCACUGGAUUGGUUGUCACAUACUUGUUCGAUUUUUCUGUUUCAAGUCAGUAAGUGUACUGUAAAUUGUUCAGAACAAGUGCCCAAAGCAGUUGAGGUGAAGCACUGACUGACAGUAUUUUUUAAUCCAGUAAAGCUACCUGAAGAGUGGAAAUUAAUUUGAAAAAGAAAAUUUGCGUGACGAUAAGCUGUUCGUACGGAUGGUUUCUUUAUCUAUGAACAAAUUUGCUUUUCAUAUCACAGAAAAAGCUAAAUUUACAAGCAUCAGUAUGAUACCAAUAUUAGGCUGGGUUUAAAAAAAAAACAUUUACAUUAGUGUCCCAAUAUUAACUGUCUGGCCUAAAUACAGUAUAUCUGGUGCUUCUGUCAUGAAACUAUGAACUCUUAAUUUUCGCCAACACAGAUGUACUUUUGCCAGUAGAAAGGGAAAAUGUAUAUCUUUUUAGAUGCAACUUCAGAAGACGGGUGCUGGUGGUGUACUUGUACUAUGGCUUUUUACAUUUUUGUUAUCACCUGUGAUCAUUUCUGUUUUUAUAUUUAUUUCAUUUACAAGUUGUUGUAUAGUUAAGUGUAUCUAGACUUCUAUGGGACGUAAAUUAUUGUUUUGUAUACAAAUCUGUACAAAGCGUGUAGAUGUAAACACUUGAUAAAAAGGAAAUCUGAACUGUGUUGUUAUGGAUGUACUUCAACGUAUUUGUUAAAAAAAGGUAAUAAAAGCAAAGUAUUUUA
Messenger RNA from Toxotes jaculatrix (banded archerfish), 4308 nucleotides. RefSeq names its product zinc finger X-chromosomal protein. Gene Ontology annotation, biological process: regulation of transcription by RNA polymerase II. The record is from RefSeq and is a predicted model, not a curated record. Gene Ontology annotation, molecular function: metal ion binding; RNA polymerase II cis-regulatory region sequence-specific DNA binding; DNA-binding transcription factor activity. The transcript has 8 exons. NCBI's taxonomy places the organism in Eukaryota, Metazoa, Chordata, Actinopteri, Toxotidae. The coding region runs from base 491 to 2731 and encodes 746 amino acids. Gene Ontology annotation, cellular component: nucleus.